AUGUCCAAGAAUGCAUGCAGUAUACCAAUGCCGGAAUCCUUUGCCAAGCUUUUUUUUGUCACACAAUCGCAUCUUGGCGGUGCAAAGGUCUCCCACAGAAUGAAACAGUAUGUUUUUGGCCAAAGAUCAGAUAACAUCUCAGUUUUUGAUAUAGAAAAAUCCUGGGAGAAGUUUGUACUUGCAGCUAGAGCCAUUACAGGAAUUAAGUUUCCCGAGACUAUCUGUGCAGUCAGUGGCAAAACGUUUGGCCGAAAGGCUGUUCUUAAAUUUUCAGAGAGUGUCGGCUGCAAGCCAAUCACUUCAAGAUUUAUUCCUGGAUCUUUUACAAACACCACCGUUAAAGGAAGUAUAGAGCCAAGACUUAUUAUAGUUUCUGAUCCAGUAUUUGAUAAACAGGCUAUCAAUGAGGCAUCGAUGGUUAAUUGCCCCAUUAUUGCAUUCUGUAAUACCGAUGCAUCUCUUUCCAAUGUUGAUAUUGCCAUUCCAAUUAACAACAGGUCUCCAAGAGCUAUCGGUGCAUCAUUCUUCAUACUUUCAAAGUUAGUGAACUAUAUAAAGCACGGUGACGGUCUUGAAGAUAAUAUGAAGAAUGUUGAGCUAUUCUUCUUCAGGGACCCAAUUGAACUUGAGAAGCUCCUUGAAGAGCACAUUGCAGAAAGCAAGGUUCAGUUUGCACCUGCAGCACCACAAUGUGAUGAGGGUGACUUUGGACGGUCUGCGAUUGAAACAGAAACAGGCUCUGGUUGGGAAUAA
This is a messenger RNA of Vittaforma corneae ATCC 50505, 753 nucleotides long. RefSeq names its product ribosomal protein S2. The record is from RefSeq and is a predicted model, not a curated record. The coding region runs from base 1 to 753 and encodes 250 amino acids. Lineage: Eukaryota; Fungi; Microsporidia; Nosematidae. The transcript has a single exon. Gene Ontology annotation, biological process: cytoplasmic translation; ribosomal small subunit assembly. Gene Ontology annotation, molecular function: structural constituent of ribosome. Gene Ontology annotation, cellular component: 90S preribosome; ribosome; cytosolic small ribosomal subunit.